Molecule: messenger RNA, 1733 nt
Organism: Xenopus laevis (African clawed frog)
Lineage: Eukaryota; Metazoa; Chordata; Amphibia; Anura; Pipidae
Gene: ccna2.S
Product: cyclin A2 S homeolog
Biological process (GO): mitotic cell cycle phase transition
Cellular component (GO): nucleus; cytoplasm
Molecular function (GO): cyclin-dependent protein serine/threonine kinase regulator activity
Source: RefSeq, marked provisional
UUUAGAUCAAUAUACCGGCAUACAAGAGGGAAGGGGUCUAAGGCCGAGCUGCAGACGGUAACCCACAGUCUUUUACUUACACCACUAGGGAGGGCAGGGGACGUGCAACCGCGCACUCUCCUACAGGCGCCAGUCCUUCCCCGCUUUCUUCUUCCCUCCUGGUCGGUAUCCGCACUAUGUCUGACCAUCUGCUGCGGGAUGAGCAUCAAGAAAAUGUUCAGCCCCGAAAGCUUCUCGUCCCUGUGGGGGGUCGCACCGUUCUGGGGGUCCUACAGGAAAACCACCGGGGGCCAAAGGCGCUGAAAGUGAGCAAGCCGGCCCUCCAGCAGACUCAGGUUUUGUCCGUUAAUCACUUGGGCGUUAAUGAUGAGAAUUAUGGGAAGAUACCAGCAAGAAAAGCAGCCAGUAAACAGCCCGCUUUUACAAUCCAUGUCGAUGAGCCAGACUGUGCAACUAACAAAAGAAAGGCUGUUCAUAAGAAGACAGUGCAAGAUGAAAAUCUACAACAACUAAAUUCAGUUUUGGGUUCCAUAGGAACUAGAAAACCCUUACAUCCUAUCCAGAUUGCAAUGGAAACUAGCUUUGGUUCUCCUAUGGAUGUGUCGAUUGUGGAUGAAGAACAAAAAGUAGUCGGGUGUAAUAAUGUUGCUGAUUAUGCUAAAGAGAUUCACACGUACCUGAGGGAAAUGGAGGUGAAAUGUAAGCCAAAGGCUGGAUAUAUGCAAAAACAACCGGACAUAACUGGCAACAUGCGAGCUAUUCUUGUUGACUGGCUUGUUGAAGUUGGUGAGGAGUAUAAGCUGCAAAAUGAGACCCUGUACCUUGCUGUUAAUUAUAUCGAUAGGUUCCUUUCAUCUAUGUCUGUAUUGAGAGGAAAGCUCCAGCUGGUUGGAACCGCUGCAAUGCUUUUAGCAUCAAAAUUUGAAGAAAUCUAUCCUCCUGAAGUGGCAGAGUUUGUUUACAUUACCGAUGAUACAUACACAAAGAAACAGGUUCUCAAGAUGGAGCAUCUGGUGCUUAAAGUUCUCUCAUUUGACCUUGCUGCUCCAACUAUUUUACAAUACCUCAAUCAGUACUUCCAAAUACAUCCGGUUUCUCCCAAAGUGGAAAGCUUAAGCAUGUUCUUAGGGGAGCUCAGCUUGGUUGAUGCGGAUCCUUUCCUGCGGUAUCUGCCUUCUGUUGUUGCUGCUGCAGCAUUUGUCAUUGCUAACUGCACAAUUAAUGAGAGAACUUGGUCUGAUCCUCUGGUGGAGUACACCAGCUACACUCUUGAAACACUUAAACCCUGUAUUUUGGACCUAUACCAGACCUACCUCUCCGCAGCAAGUCACCAACAGCAAGCUGUGCGAGAGAAGUACAAAGCUCCUAAGAAUCAUGCUGUAUCCCUUAUCAUUCCUCCAGAAUCGAUGUCUACAUUUUUAUAAACUUGAAGAAUGGACUCUAAAAUGUAUAUUGAUAAAAGCACAUGAUGUACAGUUAAUUUUUUAUCAUAUAGGCUUUGGUUGUAUAUCUCAAACUUCAACAUGACGUUUGGAGCGACAGAAUUAUGAAGCAAAGUAAUUUUUUUUUAUUUUAAAAGGUUUUAAAUUUUGUAAAAAAUUUUUUAUGUAUGUUGAAUCUUAGAUAUAUUUGCUCUUUAAAAAGCUGUUGUGCACAGAUUGAAUUAACCAGGCAGUUAGCAUAUUGUUUUGUCUAUUGAUCAUUGUUUGACAAUAAAUGUUAACUAAACGGCA